UCAGUGGAGCAGCGCUCACCUCGGCACAUGCAGAGCGCACAUGCGGUGUAGCUUCUCUGCAGUAGUUCGUCCAAUGAGAACGCGAGAUACGAUAAAAGCGCUAGAAAAAGAAACGGUGCCCGGCACGCAUAGAAUGCGCGAUAACCCCCCCACUACCACCACCCCCCAUGAACAGUGAAGGGGACAGGACUGCAAGUCACAUUACACGGUCACCUGAAAACGUGUUUGAUGUUUGAAGGUAGGAGGAGGGCGUGCAUUAGUGGGUGUGCAAAUACGCCUCUACCUUGACAGCUCUGCAGGAGAUCUGUCUGGCCGUGAACUGUCGGAAUUUCUGAAAACAGCUUGUUCUCUAGUUGUACAUCACGUCGCUGAGCCAAGACGCUCAUCACUGGUCAAGAAAUAAGAGAGGAGAUUCGUACCGCCGCAGAGCAGGAAACCCGAAGUAGUGCGAGCAGUGAACACGAUCAAUAUCACUGUUUCAAAGAAGCGCAUAUUUCCGACGGGUUCAUACGCGCAUCCCGUGCCCAGCGUACGCACUUCCUUCUCCGUAACAUUGGGAAAGCUGGUUUCCAGGUCUUUCAUGACUCUUAAACCUGUAUCGACACGAGUUCCCCUCCUGUCUACUGAUAUAAAGAGAAGACUAAGGGCAAAUCAUAUAUAAACCGUUUAAUAAAGCAUUCCACCACAAGAAAGAUGGACAACAGCCCUGGGGGUGUGAUUCUGUACGCCAGGUCUACAGGCAGUGCCAGUCCCAGCCCCGGCAGCCCAUCCAGCGGGUACCAGACCCAGUCCCCCUCCUCCCAGUCCCAGCCCUCGUCCCCGGAGGAAGUCUCUUUCACCGAGAUUGGGGUGCUGAAGCACAGGGGCGGCUACGAGGGCACCCCUCCUUCGCCCGAAAUGGUCUUCCAGUUCCCCGACGUCACGCACCCCCCCGCGGCAGCCCCCGCCUCAGCCCCCGUGGUCACCCAUGACAACCACCCAGUCACAAGCAAGAGGUCCGCUGGGUUCACAGGCACUUUCACCAAGACCGGUGGUAUGGUGUUGCUGUGUAAAGUUUGCGGGGACAUCGCGUCCGGGUUCCACUAUGGCGUACACGCCUGUGAGGGCUGCAAGGGCUUCUUCCGCCGCAGCAUCCAGCAGAACAUCAACUACAAGAUGUGCGUGAAGAAGGAGAACUGCCUGAUCAUGCGCAUGAACCGCAACCGCUGCCAGCACUGCCGCUUCAAGAAGUGCCUCUCCGUGGGCAUGUCCCGAGACGCGGUGAGGUUUGGGCGAAUCCCGAAACGCGAGAAGCAGAGGCUGCUGGACGAGAUGCAGAACUACAUGAACAGCCUGAACGAGUCCGCCUCCAUGGACAUGGACUCCGCCCCGCCCCCCGAGGCCCCGGCCAGCCCGGAGGACAGCCAAUCAGAGGCGGCCAUUGGGGCCAUCUCCCGGGCCUACCACGACAUCUUUGUGAACGGCCAGGACCGGCUUGGGAAAAAAUGCUACACCAACGGCAACAGCAACCCUCCGUACUACCAGAGCCCCUCCCCCCAGGACUCCGGUUGCCCCCACCCCCCCUCCCAAACCUACCCACCCCAGGGGUACCCCUCCUGCCCCGCCACAGGGUACCGAACCUCCCCCGGUUGUCCCGUCACCCUGCGUGACAGCGACCCUUCAUUCGCCUACGUUGACAACGGGCAUUACAGCCUGUCACCUUCCUCCAAUCAGAGCCAUUCCCGGUCCAGUGUGGACCCUCCCACGCAGACCUAUUCAGCCAAUUACAACAGCUAUCCUGCAGGGGAGUCCCAGAGCCAGACGUCCUGCCCGUGGAGACUGGCUGCAGGCGGCAAAGUCCUGGCGUGCCCCCUGAACACCCAUCCCGUGGCUCCCGCAGACUGCUCCAGUCAGCAGGUGUGGGAGGCCUUCUCGCAGUGCUUCACGCCCGCCGUCCGCGAAGUGGUGGAGUUCGCCAAGGGCAUCCCGGGCUUCCAAAGCCUCAGCCAGCAGGACCAGGUCAUGCUGCUCAAGGCCGGAACAUUCCAGGUGCUGAUGGUGCGGUUCUGCUCGUUGUUCCGCCCUAAGGAGCGGACGGUGACCUUCCUGAACGGGCAGACGUACCCGCUGCCCGUCCUGCGGGCCCUGGGCAUGGGCUCGCUGCUGGACGCCAUGUUUGAGUUCAGCGAGAAGCUGGGGGCUCUGGGCCUGGAGCCCGACGAGAUGGCGCUUUUCAUGGCCGUGGUGCUGGUCUCUGCAGACCGCUCGGGCGUGCUGAACGUGGGGGCGGUGGAGCAGCUGCAGGAGCGCCUAAUCCGGGCCCUGCGCUCCCUCGUCACCCGGCGACGCCCCGAGGACAGCGCCCUCUUCCCCAAGCUGCUCCUGCGCCUGCCGGACCUGCGGACCCUCAACAACCUGCACUCCGACAAGCUGCUGGCCUUCCGCAUCGACCCCUGAGCGGCCCCGCCUCGCGGGCCCCCCUCUCUCCCCCAAUCGCAGUCCUCCGAUCGGCCCGCCCGCUCGGCGAGGCCAGCCAAACCCCUAACCCCCCCCCCACCCCCCCCCCCAGUUCACAGAACUGUAGAAAAAUGGCUUGUGUGACCAGUACAAUUUUCCAUUGAAACGGUGCCAGUGCAGUCUUGAGGCUGAACCCUGGCUUCCUACUGCAAAUGCGGGACCUGAAGUGGCUGUUUCAAAAAAAGCUCUCUCUCUCUCUCCCUGUCUCUCUCUCUCUCUCUCUCUCUGUCUCUCUCUCUCUCUCUCCCACACACUCGCAGAUUAAAUGAAAUAGAGUAAAUAGAAUAAGGCCAGCACAUGUGGAUCGUUUAACCCUUGUGCUCUGUACCUGUGAGACUGUUAGCCUGGGUCAAAUAGACGCAGGAUAUUAUUGGGAUUUUUAAUUUACACAGAAAUAACAAUUACACAAAAAUACACUAUAUAUAUAAUCUUUAUCUAAAUUCCAAAUAAUAUAAAUAAUACAUAUAUGGUUUAUGGUUGCAGUAGAUUAUUGAUAUUUGUUUUGGACUGACAUUCUCAAUUAUUUUUCGUCUUAUAUUCAAGGAAACCAUAUAGGCAUAAAGACAUAAAGCAAAGAGAAAUGCAAAACAAGAAAAAUUUACAGUGGUUUAGUUCCUGGUUAUGAAAUAUCUCUCUACAGUGUUGUUCCUCUUUUAAAAGUUAAAAUUUGACCCAGACCGAACACAAGGGUUAAGGACCACAAAUAACGUGUACGUGUGUGUGUGUGUGUGUGUGAAUGCAUCUAUCUGUGUGUGUGUGUGUGUGUGUGUGCAUGUGAAUGCAUGUAUCUGUAUGUGUGUGUGUGUGUGCGCGUGUGAAUGCAUGUAUCUGUAUCUGUGUGUGUGUGUGUGUGUGUGUAAAUGGAAAGGGAAUUAACUUAUUGUACAUAACAUGUAUAGUUAAAACAUUAAAACAUCAUAAACAUGAGCCGUUUGUAUAUUGCAAUGUUGAAUGAAAGACUAUAGCAAGGGCACAUAGUCGAGUAUGGGAUACUGCAUCAGACUGCUCUGAAAUAACUCCUAAUCUGCUAUUUCAAAUGUUUCAUGGAAGAUUAUAUUUUGUUUCUAUUAGCAAUGAAUUGCAAUUAAAGAUGCAAUCCAAUUAUAUGCAAACUAUUCCUUCACAAGGCCUCCCUGGCCAUAUUUUAGCUAAUCAGGGAGAGCCCAUGUGACCUUUUGUCUCAUGCAUGUUAAGAUUUUGUUUGUUUGUUCAUUCUGGUUUGAUCUCGGAUUUUGUAAAUACUGUAUCACGGUUGCUUGCUCCACAAUCGAUUCUGAUGGUUUUCAUUUUGAAUGGCAGGCCAGAACCCAAGGGGAAGAACUUGGGGUCCAGUUUUAAGGCACAGUGUGUAUAUUGUAGGGUGAUGGAGAGGGCUCCAGGGGGAAUUGGGUUACAGUUUCACUGGCAAAGAGAAUAAAACACAACUCUUGUGACACAACCUGUCUAUGUAAACCUUAGUAAGCCCAGCACCCACCCCUCGGCCCCAAAACCUGCCUUUUCAGGACCCAAACCACAAAUCAGACUUGUUUGUUGUUAAAGGUUCUUAGAUUGUUGUUGAUUCAUCACGUUGUACUGUAUAUAUUGUAGAAACAAAAUGAAUGCUAAUGUCUUCUUGAUCUUGAUCUUCUUCCAUAGAAAAACUAAAGAUGAGAUUAUAUACUGA
Molecule: messenger RNA, 4159 nt
Organism: Anguilla rostrata (American eel)
Lineage: Eukaryota; Metazoa; Chordata; Actinopteri; Anguilliformes; Anguillidae
Product: nuclear receptor subfamily 1 group D member 1-like
Exons: 8
Coding region: 694-2436 (580 amino acids)
Biological process (GO): positive regulation of transcription by RNA polymerase II; negative regulation of transcription by RNA polymerase II; hormone-mediated signaling pathway
Molecular function (GO): nuclear receptor activity; RNA polymerase II cis-regulatory region sequence-specific DNA binding; zinc ion binding
Source: RefSeq, a predicted model, not a curated record